ACUCGCAAGCAACACAAAUUCACUUCCCCUCUUAGCCUCAGCGGCGGAGCUAAGAAACAAUGCCGCUUUCUCUCUCGUCCUCACCCACUGCCGCCGCUACUACUGCCGCCGGCGGAGCCGCUCACCGCUUCCUCUAUCCUCACCGGCCGUGCCUCCACCGCGCUGGAAAAAAUUUCGUACUUCUCUCGUUUGUUCCCUGUCGGGCUUCUUCCGUAGCUCGCGGUCUGAUCAGGGGCAUGGCAGAUGUGGAAACGCAGAAGGCUGCAUCUCCUUCUAUAUUGGCUGGGCAUAAGCAAGCAUUGAUAUCAUUGUCGGAUAAGCGAGACUUAUCUCUUCUUGGAGAUGGACUCCAAGGCUUAGGGUAUUCUAUUGUUUCGACCGGCGGAACAGCAUUUGCUUUAGAAGAAGCUGGUGUCUCUGUAACUAAAGUUGAAGAGAUCACCCAUUUUCCAGAAAUGUGGGUUAUUGGUGGUCAUGGGAAUCCUACUGGUCACCACCACGAGAAGGAAUAA
This is a messenger RNA of Musa acuminata subsp. malaccensis (wild Malaysian banana), 512 nucleotides long. The record is from RefSeq and is a predicted model, not a curated record. NCBI's taxonomy places the organism in Eukaryota, Viridiplantae, Streptophyta, Magnoliopsida, Zingiberales, Musaceae.